This is a messenger RNA of Adineta steineri, 318 nucleotides long. The record is from the annotation of a GenBank genome assembly. Lineage: Eukaryota; Metazoa; Rotifera; Eurotatoria; Adinetida; Adinetidae.
AUGUCAGGUUUAACAAAAGCUUAUGUUGAUAAAAAAAUACAAGCUCGACGUAUUAUGAUGUUUGCUAAAGCAAAUGAUCCAGAUUCCGAUAAAGCUAAACAAAUACUUGAACAAUAUUCAUUAUCAAAAAAUAUAUAUGAAGUUGUUGAUAUUGAAAAACGACAAGAUUGUAUACAAUUAGAAAAUUAUUUUCAAUAUAUUUGUUAUACUGAUCGUCGACAUAGUCCAUAUAUAUUUAUUGAUCAACUUUAUUUUGGCUCUUUAUUUGAAUUGAAUAUUUGCCACAAAGAUGGCACAUUAAAAAAACUUGUAUCUUAA